AUGACUGAGGUUGUUGGAAUUGUCCUUUAUGAUAAAAAGGCGGAAGAUCUCGCUAAAUGGGUGUUAAACGACACCCUCAAAGGCAAGAUGCAGGAUCGCGUGGGCUCUUUUAUUUGCGUACCCGUAAUAGAGUGCUCUGAAACAGAGACAAGCUGGGGCAAAGAAGGGGAGGUUUCUUCCUCACAUGCAAUAGCUGACUGCUACGCCUACGCGGCCUCCACAGCGAUAGAAAAUCACAUUAUCUAUGCCGUAGAAAGUGCACAAAGCGAGGGUACGCCUAGAUUCUUUGUUUUCCUUCUGAUUGUAGUCUUUUGGAAUGGUCAAUGUGAUACCAGCAAGGCAGCCUUUAUGCAGCUUCGUCAGAUAGCCGACGGUCACUCAGACCGGUACAAAACACUACUCCAUCGUAUUCAGGAGCUGAUAUCCACCACGAUGUCAAGUAAGACAAGAGACCAAGAAGUUUCAUUUGAGGUACUUGUUCAAGCUCUAAAUGCUAAAGUUGGCAAUCAUAAGAUAUACGAAAGUAGCGCGACGCUUGUUGAGUGCAUUCAGCGGAAGCUCAGGAGCUCGCGUUCGUUCGCAGCGAAGCAAAAUUCAGAAACGGUGGUACGCGGCGAUACACAGUUUGCCAUUCACCGUGAUGCGGUGAAUAUGAACUUCACAAACAAUCCCACUCAACCAUCGUCUUCGAAGGUGUUGUUCGGCGAGAACGACCUCUCCUCAGAUGCCAUUGACUCCAAAGUGCAUAAAGGGCAAGGAGAUUGUUUUUUUAUAGUUAGUGGGGCGAAUCCUGAGGUCUUCGCUGCGCGCGUGAACGAGCUCCGAGCGAACGCGGAGAAAGUCCAAGUCACCUGUAUUCCCAUCCUCGCGGCGCCUCGCGAGGUGCUGUUGGAUCGACUUUCAAGCUCACGGACGACCUCCUCUUCGCCAGACGUUGGGAAGAUAAAAGUCAUCGCCCAGGAGUUUCUCCUUCGCCGUAAUUGCCCUGGGAAGUUUACGCCUGAAAUGCGCCUCGCGCUUUGCGGGAAUGUAGAUAGUGGAAAGUCCACGCUAACAGCGGUUCUCACGCGCGGCUGCCAUGACGAUGGUCGUGGAUUUGCGCGUUUGUUUGUGUUUAAACACAAACACGAGGCGACCACCGGACGGACUUCCUGUAUUAGUGAAAACUACAUCGGAUUUUCUAGCACCGGUGAGGUUGUAAAUUAUCAAGCCACAAAGCAACUGGGAAAGACAGCGGUGGAAGCCUCAGCAAGAGACUUUCAUACGACCGAUGCGGUGAGCAGCCCCUCCCCUUUAAUCACCGAAGAAAACGAAACUGAAAAGGAAAAAACAAAACCCGAAACGUUAACCUCCACGGUAAAAAAUGAAAACUCGGCUGGUAAUCAAGCCUCACUGGCAGCCGCCGUAGCCCGACAAUACACCCCGCAGGAGCUUUCCCUACGCAGCAGCAAGAUGCUUACCCUUUACGAUCUUGCCGGGCAUAUGCGCUAUCUAAAAACCACCGUACUCGGACUAACGCGAAACGUCCCGGAUUACGCCUGUAUUGUGAUUAGCGCCAACAACGGCAUUCAGCGGAUGACCAAAGAGCAUUUGGCGCUUUGCCUUGCGCUGAAAGUGCCCUUUUUCAUCGUCAUCACGCGGAUUGACUCGACCCCGCGGAAUAUUCUCGCCGAGCUGCUGGCCAAUUUAGGUCGUUUACUGAAGCUGCCCUCUGUCCGGAAGAUCCCCUAUCCCGUCCGCAGCCCGGAUGAGCUCGUGCAGGCCGCGAAGAACCUGCGACACGAUCGGGUCGCGCCGAUCUUUGAGGUCAGCAACGUCACCGGCCUGGGCAUCCCGCGGCUGUUACAAUUCCUGAAUCUUCUGCCCCUCCGAAAGGACUGGGUGGAGGCGCGGGGGAAGCCACGGGAGAUGAUCAUCGACAACAUCUUCUCUACCUGUGUCGGGACGGUGGUCGGGGGGGUUGUCACACAGGGGGUUUUUCACGUCAACGAGAACGUCCUUCUGGGGCCGAACCCCGCGGGGAAUUAUCACCUCGUCGGGAUUAAAUCGAUUCACGUGCUGGGGGCGGACGCGGCGAGCGCCUCGGCCGGUCAGGACGCGGCGUUUUGCUUGAAAAAGGUCAAGCGAGGUGCAAUUAGGAAAGGGAAUAUCCUCGCAGAGCCGCAGCCCCCGCCGCAGGCGUUUUGGCAGUUCGAGGCGGAUAUUGUCGUGCUUUAUCAUUCCACAACAAUCACAACCGGGUACGAACCGAUGAUUCACUCCCCUACUGUCCGCCAAUCCGCAAAGGUGAUCAAUGUCGAGCAGGAGGUCCUCCGCACGGGGGAUCGCUCGCUCGUGCGUUUUCACUUUUUAUACCGCCCGGAGUUCAUGAAAGAAGGUCAGCGGCUGAUUAUGCGGGAGGGCAACACCAAAGGCAUCGGUGUGGUAACCCGAUUGAUGGAAAAGCCAGAUGAGAGAAUCGGGUUGAGGUCGUUAAAAGGAAAACGGCAGAUGCGUUUGGCUCCUUUUGUCACUCCCCCAGCUGGGAUGGCUGGAGAAGAAAACAACAAUAGGCCAUUGCGAAAAGAUAAACAAAAGAAAUGA
Molecule: messenger RNA, 2583 nt
Organism: Phytomonas sp. Hart1
Lineage: Eukaryota; Euglenozoa; Kinetoplastea; Trypanosomatida; Trypanosomatidae
Source: the annotation of a GenBank genome assembly